AAAAACUUUGGUACACGUCUAUCUGCACACGAGGAAAAGCGGGCAGCACACGCUGCAAUGUUCUCAUCCUUCGGCCUCCGUGCUCCUGCAUAAAACAGUGGUGAGGAGGGAGUCUUCUUAUACACUCGUUGCAAAUCUAAAGACGUAUAUUCUAUUCUGUUCACCUCAUCAGCUUUAAUUUCCUUGCCGUCUUCUGCGGAUCGCGCCGAAUCUAUAUCUGCCUCCCAGACCAGACGCACCAGGGCGGGCUUUCUCUUCCUGAUUGACACUUUUCCUCGCGAUCGAUUCCUUCUUGUGAAGCCGCCGGCCGGCUCUUGAUUUGAUGAAAGAGGAGGAACGUUGGCACAUAACGCUUUGAGCGCGGAUUUGUUUGGUGUGCAUUGUCGACCAUGAGCACACCGAUCGACGAACUCCCUAGGUUGGAGUUCGACACUCCUACCCAUCGAACAUCAGACGAUGAUUCUACCGCCGUCAAUGAGAAGCCAGAUGGGUCCGUGGACAGUCAUGCGCUUCGAGAUCGUUUGAGGGUAGAAACUCGCCGCCGAGAUACCGUCGGUGCUCGUUUCGAAGAGCCAGUCAGACCCUCUCCCUCUCAAACGAGGGAAGAGAGUUCGAGGCUAGACGACGAACUUCUGUUGCAAAGAGCGGAGAAAUUGGCUUCGGCGGAAUCGAGGGCAUCUGACGCUGGCCGGAAUUCUGCAACCUUGCAUCGAUCAAGAUCACGGGCUCCCGAACCUCUCGACGAGUUCGAUACGGCUACUAACCCUAUUCACGAACGCACACAAAUAUACAAGCCGCCUGCGAAUCCCAGCACCAAAAUCUCCAGGUUCUUCAAGAAGAUUCACCAGUCGAGCUUCGUGGUCCGCUAUUUCACUUAUAUCAUGCCUGUAUUCGCACUGCUCCUGAUCCCCAUCCUCAUCGGUUCACUUCUACCUAGGGGCAGAAAUUCUGAUGUGGGCGGCGUCCAGCUUCUUUGGUUCGGAGUUUGGCUCGAAAUUGUUUGGUUGACGCUGUGGGCCGGUCGAUUCGCAGCAAGAUUAAUCCCAUAUCCUCUUGGGUUAAUAUCGAGCUUAUUCACCAACAACGCCAAAAAAUGGAGAGAUCUGGGGAAAGCGCUGGAGAUUCCUGCUACUGUUUUCUUCUGGUGGCUCGGUAUCGAGAUUUCUUUCCUGCCCACCAUGAGAAACCACCUGGUAUCUGGUGUCAGCCAUGCUCCGGAGUGGACAAAUGUGCUCAACAAGAUCAUAGUGUCCAUCUUUGUGGGCGUCACACUGAACUUCAUUGAGAAGAUCAUAAUUCAGCUCAUAGCCAUCUCGUUCCACCUCCGGACCUAUGCCGACCGCAUCGAAAUUAACAAGUUUCAGAUUGGCAGUCUCACCAAGCUAUACAUCUUCUCCAAGGCUGAAAUUGCCAUGGAAGACAAUGAAUUCGAGGAGAAGCCAUCGGGACAGGCAUCUGGAAUGCGAACGCCAGCCAUGUAUGCGACUCAGGCUCAACACGCCGUCACUAAGGCAUUUGCUAAAGUCGGAGAUGUGGCCGGUACCGUGGCAGGUGACUUCACAGGCAGGACGAUCGCUAAGAGCGGACAUCCGUCACAAGUCGUCUUGACCCUGUUGAAUUCCACCACAGGGUCUCAAGUCCUGGCUCGGCGUCUUUGGCGAACCUUUGUCCGCGAUGGCGAAGAAAAUGUCAAACCCGAUGACCUCCAAGCGGCAUUUGACAACGGCGAAGAAGCUGAUGCGGCCUUCAGCAUGUUUGACAAGGACAUGAAUGGCGACAUUUCCAUGGAAGAACUUGAAGCUGUCUGUGUCGAGAUCGGUCGGGAACGGAAGUCGAUCACGGCCUCGCUUAAGGACUUGGACUCCGUGGUUAGUCGCCUAGACGAUGUUUUGUUCUUCAUCGUCUGUAUUGUCACCGUCCUUGUCCUUAUCUCGCUCAUCUCAACCGCUGCAGCUGGUGUGUUGACCUCUGCUGGCUCCCUGGUCUUGGGCUUAUCUUGGCUCUUCUCUGCCACUGCUCAGGAAUUCCUGCAGUCAUGUGUCUUUGUCUUCAUCAAGCACCCGUUCGAUGUCGGCGACAGGGUAGCCAUCUAUGGCAACACAGGAUCGACCCUCAAGGGUGACGACUACUUCGUCAAGGAGAUUUCUUUAUUGUAUACCGAGUUCAAGAAAAUGGAGGGCCACGUGGUGCAAGCGCCAAACUCCUAUCUGAACACACUUUUCAUUCUAAAUCAGCGCCGAUCUGGAGGGCUUGCUGAGGCUGUACCUAUCGUCAUCAAGUUUGGAACCACGACGGAUCAGAUCAAUGCUCUACGCGCGAAACUCAUCGAAUACGUUAAGGAAGAAAAACGUGAGUUUCAAGGAAACAUCCUGACUGAGCUCCGAGAUAUUACCGAAGCUUAUUCAUUGACGCUAAAUAUCGUCUUCUUUUACAAGUCGAACUGGCAAAAUGAAUUACUUCGACUUACACGUCGAAAUAAGUUCAUUUGCUCGUUAAUGGAGGCCAUGCAAGAGGUUGGUAUCGAAGGACCCAGACAAACACAGGCCGGUUGGAAACCGGAGCUGCCUUAUUAUAUGCAGUUGCCCCCUGGAGCACCUCCUCUCUUCGGGCAGAACGCAAUGGAUCCAAAUGGCGGUCAACCUGGCGGAGGCAUUGCCGGAGAUGGUACUAAUGACGCACCGUUUAUUGCUGCUCCUCUCAAUCCUUCGUCAACAAUGCGGCGACGCCCCAGUACAGGGCAACUAGGACGGCCUCGAGGUGAAUCCCUUUCUUCAUACGGGCGUCGAAAGGACUUUUCUCUUGGAAUGAGUGAGAUCAAUUCUGGGGAGCAGCUUUCUGACGUGUACGAAGAUCGAGAGCGUCCCCAAUACAGGGAACUCAUCCGGGAAGCAAACAGAAUCGACGAAGAGCGAAGAACAUCGGAGUCACGAGACCGCGAGGGCGACGGGAGGUCAACCUCAAAGGAUAACCAUGCGAUGAGCGGCAUACUCAGGAGGUCGACCACACAAAGCUUUGGCGGUCGCAAUCGUGGGGAGUCGAUUGGCCAGCCUCACAGGGCGUCCAUCAGCAGCCAGGAUACCCACCGCAACCGCUUCCUGGGCCGAUUCAAACGAUCCGUCGAACUUCCUCGAGACUCUCUGGCAGAAGAAGGCCAAGCUCCUCGUCUGCCACCUUUGGACUCCAGGUCUGGCCGCGUGGAUUCUCAGGCAGUGCGCAUGGAUUCCACGACUUCUGGCCCGAAUGAGCCGUUUCCGGUGAUGCAACCGGUUGAGAGUCAAAGCGAAGAUUUUGAAUUGAGGAGGGUUGGGCAGAGCUCUACGCAGAAGCCGCAGUAGAGCUCGGUAGUAGGAUUCGUCUGGAGCAGCCCAUCUGGCAGUAUGUCUGGGGAGUCUCUUUGACUGCAUCCCUGGUUGGAAAAGCGUUGCACAUAACUUCUUUUUGGAUGAGUGGAUCAUCACUGGACAAAUCUACAUGUGGUCUUGAGCGACUGCAUUCUUAUGAACAUAGAUAUAGAGCUUACGAGAGGCGUUAGCUCCAUGUGAAUGGAGAGGCUAUGGAUAGCCAUUGAAUUGAUUGGUUCAGAGCUUCUAUCAA
Exophiala viscosa is the source of this 3594-nucleotide messenger RNA. Its product is annotated as Mechanosensitive ion channel-domain-containing protein. The record is from RefSeq and is a predicted model, not a curated record. Gene Ontology annotation, biological process: intracellular calcium ion homeostasis; calcium ion transmembrane transport. NCBI's taxonomy places the organism in Eukaryota, Fungi, Ascomycota, Eurotiomycetes, Chaetothyriales, Herpotrichiellaceae. Gene Ontology annotation, molecular function: calcium channel activity; calcium ion binding. Gene Ontology annotation, cellular component: membrane. The coding region runs from base 390 to 3335 and encodes 981 amino acids. The transcript has a single exon.